AUGAGCAAGCGGAAUCUAUCAGUCGACUAUGAAGAUCUAGAUUCAGAAUUUGAUUUUGCAAAUGAUGCUGGAAGCAGUGUUAAUGGAGGAAAAAGUUGUCGAAUACGGGAUGAUGAAUUAUGGAAGAAACCACGAUUUGGAGAAAUUGUAUUGCCAGAUCGAAAAAAAACAAAAGACGUAUUUGAUAAAGAACAGUCCUAUUUUGAGAGACGAAAACAACGUUUAAUGACACUAGACGUUUAUUCUCGGCACAAAGAACUCAUAAAUCAAUAUUAUCUCUGUUAUCCAGGUGCAACAACAAGACUGCAGAGAGAUACAUCCAGAGAUCGUACUGAUUACGAUGUCCUCAAAGAUAAUCACAGAUUUCUUUGGAAUGAUGAUGAGUUAAUAAAAGCGGCAGAGAAGUCAUGGGAAGCCCGUUUAGCUAAACGAUAUUAUGAUAAACUUUUCAAGGAAUAUUGUAUUGCUGAUCUUUCGCAAUACAGAAAGAAUAGAAUAGCCAUGAGGUGGCGAAUUGAAAGAGAAGUCAGGUCAGGAAAGGGCCAAUUUGAAUGUGGUAAUAAAAGAUGCACAGAAAAAGACUGCCUUACUAGUUGGGAGUUACGACUAUGUCCCGAAUGCUCGAAAAUGCUUAAUUAUCACUCGCAGAAAAAGAAACUUGAAAAGAAAGACAAACGCAGAAGCACAAACAGAAGCAGAUUAUCUAAUGUUGAAAGCCGAAACGAAGAACUUUGCGAAGCAAACACUUCAGAGAUUCAGAAGUCUUCAAUUUCUAAAGAGAUGUCCGAAGAAGUGGAGCAGAAUACUGCUGAAAAAUUGGAAAAAGAUAAUUUAAUGGAAAUCUGGAGGAAAUCACCGGAAGUCAAUGAUCCGGAAAGAGUUGCUGAGCAAGAGCUUGAUGAUUUCUUGGAUGACUUAUUACUGUAG
This is a messenger RNA of Cercopithifilaria johnstoni, 927 nucleotides long. Lineage: Eukaryota; Metazoa; Nematoda; Chromadorea; Rhabditida; Onchocercidae. The record is from the annotation of a GenBank genome assembly.